Messenger RNA from Spodoptera littoralis (African cotton leafworm), 1062 nucleotides. Lineage: Eukaryota; Metazoa; Arthropoda; Insecta; Lepidoptera; Noctuidae. The record is from the annotation of a GenBank genome assembly.
AUGAAGAUGAUUGUAAAAAUAGCACCUACAAGCGAAGUAUUUCGGAAAUCACUUCAUGUGGACGCUGCAUUCAACCGUGAACAAACCAUGUACACAGAGGUGCUACCUAAGCUAGUGUCACUGCAGAAAGCAGCAGGUGUACCAGAAGAAGAACAACUUAGAUACGCAAAAUGUUACGGAUCUCUAGACGAAGCACCAAACGAAGUGAUAAUGUUAGAAGAUCUAGGUGAACUGGAUUUUGUGAUGUUGGAUAAGUACGUGCCCUUACCUGACGAAUGUGUAAGGAGUAUGUUAAAGAACUUUGCCAACCUUCAUUCUCUUUCAUAUGUGUUAAAGAAAAAAGAACCAGAUACUUUUGAUAACUAUAAAAGUAAGAUGAAAAGUCUAUGGCCCCUUGUUGUUGGAAAUCCAGAAUUUGUAGCAAAUCUUGAACAUAUUGAAGGAGCAGUACUGUCUGUGCUUGAUGACGAAGUAUAUAGAAGUGUAGUCAGAAAUAAAAUACCAGAUUUGUUUAACACUUACUUGAAGCUGGUGAAAGAAGAUGUUGGCAAAAACGGAGUAAUUACUCAAGGCGAUGCUUGGACAAACAAUAUCAUGUUCAAAUAUGUGGGAGACACAUUGGUUCAGUCAAUAAUGAUUGACUAUCAAAUAUCGUACCACCACAGUCCAGCGAUGGAUCUCCUCUACAUGAUCUUCAACUGCACAGACCAUGAAACCAGGUCUAAGAACUUCUACGACUGGAUAGACUAUUACCAUUCAGAAUUAGAUAAAUACUUGUCAAAUUUCGGCUUGAAAGCUAACUUAGUUUGUCCAAGAGAUCUCUUGGAUGCUGAUAUCAAAAGAUUUGCUAGACCUAUGAUGGGUGUUUCCUUACUAUUAUUCAACAUGUUAUUAAGAGAUGCUAAAGAAGCAAGUGUUGUAGUGGAAAAUAUGAAUGCUGGUGGAUUUUUGGAAGCAAUUAAAUCAAUGAGCGGACAAGAAUUGCAAAAGGAAAGCUUAGCUCGUGGCAAAAAGAGAAUGGAAGAUUUGAUUAAUAGUUGCAUUCAAUUAGGUUUUAUAUAA